CUCCAAGAACACUUUUGAGGUCACUUCUCAGGGGGAAACACACCUUUACGAUUCUUUGUACCAGGUUUAUUAAAGUAAAACCAAGAAGCACCUUGAUGGCAUCUGUUGGGAUUGAGAUUCUGGGCAUUGCCCUAGCCAUGACUGGAUGGAUUGGAACUAUUAUCAUCUGUACACUGCCCAUGUGGAAGGUGACGGCUUUCAUCGGCAGCAACAUUGUGACAUCUCAGACCAUCUGGGAGGGACUCUGGAUGAACUGUGUGGUGCAGAGCACCGGGCAGAUGCAGUGCAAGGUCUACGACUCCAUGCUGGCUCUCCCUCAGGAUCUCCAGGCAGCCCGAGCCAUGGUUGUGAUUGCUAUUUUGGUGGCCAUCAUAGGUCUCAUGAUGUCCAUUGUUGGAGGAAAGUGCACCAACUGCGUGGAGGAUGAAUCCACCAAAGCCAAGAUCUGCAUUGUCUCAGGCAUCAUCUUCAUCAUUGCUGGAGUCCUCAUCAUGAUCCCUGUCUGCUGGUCUGCCAACACCAUCAUCAGGGACUUCUACAACCCUUUGCUUAAUGAUGCCCAAAGAAGGGAGCUUGGCGCUUCAUUGUACAUUGGAUGGGGUGCUGCUGCUCUUCUGUUGCUGGGAGGAGGUCUGCUCUGCUGCUCCUGUCCGCCGCGAUAUGGCCAUUCCUACUCUGCCAAAUAUUCUGCACCAAGAUCUGGAGCUGUAGAGAAGGCAUUUGUAUAAACCUCUGAAGAUAGUUGAUUGUGUAUAUCUAGAUGCCAGAGAAACACGCAAGGCUAAAUUCUCAAAGCUGUUUACUCCAAAUCAUCAGUACCACAUUUUUUUUCUCGGAAAGAAAAAAAAAACCAUCAUUUGUAUUUCUAAACUGAAUAAUAAAACCACUUUAGACUAAUCGCAAGCGCCUAAAAUAAAUAUCUCAGCUGUUUAUUUCUGGGUUGGUAACUUAAUUGGGUGCUUUUCUACUAUUUAAAAAAAAACAAACAUGAUAGAUAAUUUAGCCCAUGAUGUAUACGCACCUGGUUAUAGCCAUGCUUACUUUUAAUUUAAUGAGGCCCUCUUAUUGCUCAAAGCUUGACCGAGGUCACAGACAGACCUUAUUUUGCUCAACAUAAAGGAAAACCAGGUGGGCUGGCAGCUGAACUCAUCUCAUUUUGUAGUGGGAUUCAAGUUUCGGGUAAUUCCUGGCGGUGAUCUAUCUACCUCCCACUUUUUCAUGUCUAUUGUUUUGUUUUUUGUUUUUUUUCUGUGUAGUAUUGUACUUGGAAAUAUCUCUUUUCAUGACAGAAAACAAUCUGGACUAAGCUAAGCAGCUAAACAAAAGAACAGAUUUUUUUUUGUAUUUGUAAAAGAAAUUCAGUGAGCAUAUCCAACAGGUAAAGAAAACUGAAAAACAUCAAUCCAUUCUAAUAAAAUAAGCUAUAAUUUAAACAGUAGUAACUUUUAUGAUUUGCAGUAACCGUCCAUUAUAUUGUUUAAAUUGUAAAUUCCAACAUGUUUUUUUUUCUGAACAUAUGAAUAUGAAUACUCCUAUUUUUGAAUGACAUCUGUUUAAAAAAAUAAAUAAAUAAACUAGUGAUUAA
Molecule: messenger RNA, 1585 nt
Organism: Acipenser ruthenus (sterlet)
Lineage: Eukaryota; Metazoa; Chordata; Actinopteri; Acipenseriformes; Acipenseridae
Product: claudin-4-like
Exons: 1
Coding region: 96-728 (210 amino acids)
Biological process (GO): bicellular tight junction assembly; cell adhesion
Cellular component (GO): plasma membrane; bicellular tight junction
Molecular function (GO): structural molecule activity
Source: RefSeq, a predicted model, not a curated record